UGACCAUGGCUGUAGACAUACCAUUUACUAUAUAGUUGGCAUCUUCAACUCGAACGCGAUGGAUGUCACUUUCUGAAACGCGCGUGAAGUACAUAUCAAAGCCACAAUAAUUCAAAAACUGUACGUGAAAUCUAAUACUUUGGUUUUUCUCAACAACUGUUAUCAUUUUAUGCGUUAAAAUGAUUAAGUUAUUUGCUUUCGGCAUCUUGCAAGCGAUAAUUCUUGUUGCAGACGCUCAAUUUCAAGGACAAUCGAAUUGUGCGUCACUUUAUGGUGUAUCCGGUCAGUGCAUCGGAUUACGCCAAUGUCCACAAAUACUGAAUAUUCUUCAAACACGACCCCUUACACCACAAACAAUAAAUGUAUUAAGACAAAUACAGUGCGGUUUUGAUAGUCCCGACAACCCUCGAGUAUGUUGCCCUAUACAAAACGAAAAUAUCAAUACACCAACUCGGAGCAAUGAAUCUCGUGUCGAAGAUAACUCGAGAAUAUAUUCGAAUUCUGGGCAACAAAAUACCAACAAUGAAAAUACCAACAAUGAAAAUCUACAAUACGAUAUUUUUAACAAUCCUUUGCUUCCUGCUGAUUGCGGCAAAGAUUUAACUCAAAGGAUCGUCGGUGGAGAACGCGCAGGACUCGACGAAUAUCCAUGGAUGACCCUCUUGGAAUACCUUACAUUAAAUGGAAUAUAUACAGCUUGCGGUGGAGUCCUUAUAAGUCAGCGUUACGUUCUAACGGCAGCUCAUUGUGUCAAAGGGAAAGAUAUACCAAGUACAUGGCGACUGCAAAGUGUCCGUUUAGGCGAAUAUAAUACUGAUACCAAUCCUGAUUGCAUUAAAGACGAUGAAAAGAGCGAAAUUUGCGCGGACGAAACCGUGUCGGUUGAAGUCGAAGAACAAAUUGCUCAUGAGAAUUAUCGACCACGAUCAAGAGAUCAGAAAUAUGAUAUCGCUCUGCUAAGAUUGUCCCGUGAUGUUACGUUUACCAAUUACAUAAAACCUAUUUGUCUGCCACCAAAUGCUUCUCUCGGACAAAGGCUAUCUGUUGCCGGCUGGGGAAAAACAGAGAACGGUUCAUCGUCGAACAUAAAACUAAAACUUACGUUGCCUAUAGUCGACGAAGUACAAUGCCGGAUGACUUAUGGAAACGCAGGAGUGGCGUUGGGUUACGGACAGAUUUGUGCCGGUGGACAAAAGGGUAAAGAUUCGUGUAGAGGAGAUUCUGGUGGAUCUUUAAUGGCUGUAGAACGAGAUCGCAAUGGCAGCGCUAGAUGGGCAGCUGUUGGUGUUGUUUCCUUUGGACCAUCACCUUGCGGUAUGCCUGGAUGGCCUGGCGUUUACACUAGAGUAAUUGAUUUUGUACCCUGGAUACUCAGCAAAAUGAGACCUGUCAAUAAAGCAAAUAGAUAUAUGUCGAUUCAAUACAACGUUCCUAUUAGUCGAGAACAUUUUCCUUGUAACCCCUUCCCUCUAGGUAUUUUUUCCAAUCGAAAAGCUCAUCGAACUCAGCAGAUGGCAGCAGUUAGUAUGCUGAAGACUCUUCGCGCGAGUCCAUGCUCUGCAAAAAGGAAACGAGAAAGAAUUUGUUACCGAAUAUUACCUGAGUUAAAAAAAUAUAAAUCUUCAAACUUGUUUCAAGAAAAAGAAAAAGAUAGCUUUGUCGAUAGCUUCGAAAUCGACAUGAUUAGUCAUUUACUUUUAAUCGGAAUUUUGGUUUUAUGCGGAGUCAGUGCGCGAGAUAUAUGUACCACGCCACUGAAUAAAACUGGUGUUUGCAUCAAUAUACACAGUUGUCAACCAAUUGUAGAGAUUCUUAAACAACAAAAACCAUCGUCAAAGGAUAUUUAUGAUUAUCUGAUCAGUUUACAAUGCGGAUUUGAAAAUAAAGAUCCCAAAGUGUGUUGCGAACAGCAUUCGUUAAUGACUGAAUCCACAACUACAACAACAACCACAACCACAACAGAAAAUCCGUUGUUUAUUCCUGAUCCCCCAGACGUCACGAAUCAUCCGAAUUUACCAUUACUGGAUCAUAAUUUGUGCGGCCCAGUAUCGCAAGAAAAGAUUUUUGGUGGCAACAGAACACGCAUAUUUGAUUUUCCAUGGAUGGUACUGCUCGCCUACAAUACUGGGAAACAAAUCCCAGAAUUCAAAUGCGGAGGAUCGUUAAUCAGUAAACGAUAUGUACUCACCGCUGCUCAUUGUGUUACAACGCUACCGAAUGAUUUUACAUUAAUCGGAGUACGACUAGGAGAGCAUAAUUUAAAUACCGAGCGUGAUUGUGACAAAGACGAAGACGGUAUCGAAAUCGUUUGCGCUGAAAGAUAUCAAGACAUCGGUAUAGAAAGUACGCACUUUCAUCCACGAUAUACAAGAGCGAGACUACAAAAUGACAUUGGUUUGCUGCGACUGAAUCAGGACGCUGAUUUUAGACCACAAAAUGUGCGGCCUAUUUGUAUGCCAAUCGGAUCAGCUGCAACUUUGACUAGAAAAAAAGUAAUAGUAACGGGUUGGGGCGCAACUGAACGUGGACCACAGAGUCCGGAAUUGCUGCAGGUUCAGUUACAACUAAUAUCCACGAAUAAAUGUGCAGAAAUGUAUGAAAGACAAGCGCGAAUUUGGCACAAGCAAAUGUGCGCGAGCGGUAAAAGCGGUAUGGAUUCUUGUUCGGGAGAUAGCGGUGGGCCACUUCAGGCUCCAGGAAAUUAUAGCCAUAAUUUAAAAUUCAUUCAAUAUGGAGUUGUCAGCUUUGGACCUCGUAUGUGUGGUACGACAGGAAUACCUGGAGUUUAUACAAAGAUUGUGUAUUACCUAGAUUGGAUUUUAGAUACUAUGAGGGCAUAAAAUAUGCACACAUAAUAUUGAAACUGUUGUUAAUAUUUUUAAAAUUAAGAAUUUAUAGACUUUUUAAACAUCGAAUAAAAAUUAAUCUGAUAUUUUUAA
Messenger RNA from Bombus pascuorum, 2939 nucleotides. RefSeq lists its product as uncharacterized. The record is from RefSeq and is a predicted model, not a curated record. Gene Ontology annotation, molecular function: serine-type endopeptidase activity. The transcript has 9 exons. The coding region runs from base 180 to 2840 and encodes 886 amino acids. NCBI's taxonomy places the organism in Eukaryota, Metazoa, Arthropoda, Insecta, Hymenoptera, Apidae. Gene Ontology annotation, biological process: proteolysis.